Drosophila busckii is the source of this 2067-nucleotide messenger RNA. RefSeq lists its product as uncharacterized. Gene Ontology annotation, biological process: regulation of transcription by RNA polymerase II. The transcript is spliced from 5 exons. Lineage: Eukaryota; Metazoa; Arthropoda; Insecta; Diptera; Drosophilidae. The record is from RefSeq and is a predicted model, not a curated record. Gene Ontology annotation, cellular component: nucleus. Bases 181 to 2037 code for a protein of 618 amino acids. Gene Ontology annotation, molecular function: DNA-binding transcription factor activity, RNA polymerase II-specific; RNA polymerase II cis-regulatory region sequence-specific DNA binding.
UAUGUACUAUUCCCAUCAUUCCUGGAUUUGUGCAGUGCUUAAAUAAAAGAAAAAAUUUAAGAUAAACCAGUGCUUAAUAUGUGUAUUUUGUGAUUAUAACCCUGUGAAUAUUCAUUUUGCUGCACAUUACGGACGUAAAGAACAUUAAGAUUAUCACCUAUGUAUAUAUAUGUAUGAAUUAUGGAAGAAUCUGACAAAUCGCAGCAAAACAUGAUAUCUAACCUACCUCUCCUGUUUGCAAAUGGAUAUCCAACGUCUUUAGAAAAAAUCACUGAAUCACAGCUUGAAAAUUUUAUACCUUUUAUGGUUCAGUGUUCUUUAGGACACAUAAACUUACCCAAAAAAAUAGACUGUAGUGAACCUGAAUGGUGGCCUGAAAAUGCGCCCUUUGGAAUACCUUUGAGAAAGCCAAAACAUUUUAUUGGGAAUUGGGUGGAGAAAAUGAAAGAGAUUGUGGUUAUUUGUUAUCAAUUUCAUAGAAGUCUUUUCCUGUUGAGGUUUUGCAAUGAUCUAGCUGCAUACGAACAUGCAAGCCUAAGAUUUAUUAACAACUACAAUUCAACAACAUCUCUCUAUGACAGAAGAAAUAACAAACUUUUGGUUACAUUCCGAAAUGAGAACAUGUCUUACGACCGCUCACAAAAAAGCAGAAAAUGCUUGUUGCUACAUAAAAGCAAAACGGAUAUACAGGAUGAUGAUACGCAAUACAUGAUGGUUGAGCCACCACCAUUUGAUAUUUAUUUAUGUGACAACUGUGAUGCUGAAUUAUAUUCCAAAGAAGCUAUUUUGGAACACGAAAAAAUAUGUAACAUAGAGGAAGAUGUAAUAUUAUGCGAUUCUCCUGAACCAGAUAGCAAAUAUGAUUCGAAGAGCGAAAACUCGGAAUUGCGUAAUGCAUUUCUUUUAAACUUCUGUCUACAGACAAAAGAGUCUGAUCAUAAUUUGUUACAUCAUAUGCCAAGAGCUCAUUUAAACAAGGAUGAAAUAAUAAUGGAGACUUCAAAGAGAAACAGACGUUUUUCAGCACGAAGGAAUCGUGCUGCUCCUUCCCUUAAUAGAUGCUCUUUCAUCCCAAUAUCGUCUCCAGCUGGAAAAAAAUUAGUGAUAUCAUUAAAGCAGCCAAUAACAUUAGAAUACAUUUCUGAAAGACAAGAUCGUAUAGACCGAUUUUGCUAUACACCCCUAAUAUUAAAGGCUAAUUAUAAAUGUAAACCCUUUGAAAAAAAGUUUGGUCAAAACGUUCAUUGCACAUAUAAAAAAUCUCAUGAAGCAAGCCAACAUAUAUAUGCUUUUCCACGUCGCCAAUUUUCGCAAAGAAGGGACACAACUCAAAACUUUUUGUUUUUAAAUUCGCCUCUAAUAAAACAGUGCCGUCCAAUUUCAGUGAGGCUUAAAAAAUUAUCUGACAGUGUAGGUGAGCAAUACUCUGUAUCCAAUUCAAAACUAAAUAUAAGAUUAACUCGCGAUACUUCAUUGAAUUCUCAAUGGAGAAUUUCGCCAUCAUCAGAGGUUGUUGUUGACACAAUUGAUUUGUGUUCAUCAGAUGACGAUGAUCAAAUAGUUUCGUCUCCAAAAAAAGGUAAUUCUGAAGUAAUUUCAUGUAUUUCUUUAUCAAAAUCAAAUACUGUCUCGAAAGUGCGAUCAAAUUAUUCAGUUCAAAAUGACCACUUAUCCAGCUAUUCACAGCUAACAGAUGAUAAUUCUCUCAAACCUCUGCAGCAAUCAGUAUACAUAUUUUCCAAUUAUAAAACAAAUUCAGUGCUUAAUAGAUUCAGUGAGUCAAAAGUAAAUAACCAUAAUAAACCAUUAAAAACAACGAACACGUUUUCUCAUUCAACUAAUAGUCAGUCCUUUAAUCAAGAGAAUUGUAACUUGCCAAAGAAUAUGAUAUCCGUUACAGACUGGUGCGCUCACUCAGCGAUUACAGAAAAUAAGGAUAUCAUGCAAUCUGAUAGCACUAUUACAUUCGAUAACCUCUCAGUUGUUCAACCUUUCAGUUCUUCUAGUAGAAUAAUAUCUAUUGAUCUAACAUCUUAGGCAUAAGAUUAAAUUAAUAAAUAAUUGAUA